Exophiala aquamarina CBS 119918 is the source of this 3279-nucleotide messenger RNA. RefSeq lists its product as uncharacterized. The coding region runs from base 1 to 3279 and encodes 1092 amino acids. NCBI's taxonomy places the organism in Eukaryota, Fungi, Ascomycota, Eurotiomycetes, Chaetothyriales, Herpotrichiellaceae. Gene Ontology annotation, biological process: establishment of cell polarity. Gene Ontology annotation, cellular component: cell tip; cytoplasm. The transcript has 2 exons. Gene Ontology annotation, molecular function: cytoskeletal regulatory protein binding. The record is from RefSeq and is a predicted model, not a curated record.
AUGCUACCGUCGACCUCAGCUCAACGACCAACCCCCUCACAGCGAAGACAACAGAACCUCUUGGACGAGAUGACAUCUCAGAAUCAAUCUGGUUCAGUCUCGGGCCCCCAGGUCAGAAAUACAUCUGGCUCAGGUCGUUCCCGAACCACAAAUCCCGACAAACAGAUCUCCCAGAUCGAGAAGAGCGUCACCCAUCUUCUGGUCGCGACAAAACAAUUACUUGAGACAUUAACACAAUGGUCCCGCGGUCAGGCACAAGAAGAGGAGGUGUCAGAUGUCUACGUUCGUCUGGGCUACGAGUUCAAUCUCGCCUGCCGUGCUUUCAACUCCAUCGGUGUCGAAACCUCUGACCUUGGUCCUGUUCCUGACCUCCUGCGGAGCAUUCUUGAGGAUACCCUCAGUCAAGCAGCUUCGCCACAGGCCCUUGACAACUACCUACCUCGGAUUCGUGAUAUAAUCAUCAAUCUCCUACAUGGCCUCAAGAGAAAACAGAGCAGAUUACGGGGGCGAGGGACAAAGGAUGCAAUCACGGCCCCCCAAGCAAAGCCGUCGGCUACUCAGCCUAGACAAGCCAGUGUGUCGACCACUGGAAGCAAUGAGACGGGCCUGACCCAUAUGCUCGAAGACAUUCCGAGCGCCACAUCAAGUAUGCGUGCCCAAACGCCGCAGGAAACACAGCAAGCCGUUGAACAGCAACCCUUCCAGCUCCCCAAUCCUUCCGCCGCGCAACAGGCUAGUCGACCAGCAAUAAAUCGGCACUCGAUAAGACGCGAUCCCGCCGCCCCAAUUCCACUGUCUGAAGAUUCUUCUACCCUGUCGAGUACCACGGCGCACAAUAUCCCUGUCUUGCCACCAUUUCGUGACCAAGACCAAUCUUCUCCAGCACCGACUAUGCCUGCAAUUGCAUUCCCUCACCCACCUCCGCCCCCGCCGAAACAAACAGAUGCUCUCGCUAGGUUGCAACGCGGGGGUGACUUGGAGAGGAGAGCUUCAAGAAGAUUCUCUGCCUACCAAAUACAAAAACAUCUGGGUACUUCUCCUAAUGGUGUACCCAUGAUACCCUCCACUCAGAACUCCCCUAUCCCUAAUCGUGGAAAGGAAGUCCGGGAGUCUCUGACCGCGGUUCGAUCCAGAAGCUCCUACCAACAAUCGAGAUCAAAAUCCGUGAGACAUGGAGAUGUCUCUCCAAGUAGAAGUGGGACUAUUAAGACUCCCCAAAGAAUCUCAGAGGAGCGUGAGGAAACCCCGGUCUUAUCUUUGGAUGCAACGCCGCGGAUACAACCUCCGGAAGAAUCGGCGAAUCUCGACAGCCCUACUGUCAAGACACCUGACGAGUAUUUACAACCUCGGAAUCAUCAGAAUGACGGUUCUGAUCAAAUCGUGGUCGGCGCAACCGUCAAUGGACCUCUCAGUCCUGGACCGGAUGAAGUGCCCACAGCUCCUUCCCUUGACGCUCAGCUUGCCCCUCCUCAACCUCCUGAUCACAAUGAUUCUGCUGAGGCUUUGGACGAAAGCACUCCUGAAACUGUUCAACGGAAGCCAAGGGACAAUAUCACCCCCCCGCAGUCUCAAGUCCUCACAUUGGACUCAUCUCCUCCACAAGGCAAGGAGUUGACCCUAUUUUUGCAAUAUCGGACCAAGAUCAAGAAGUUUGUGCUUGCGGAUGGCUACGACGAGCUCACAAUCCCUAGACUUCAAUUGGCAUUCAUCGAGAAAUUUGCAUGGAAUAACCAACACAAUAGUGUGGACCUCCCGGAAAUUUACAUCCAGGAUCCUGUUUCUGGGGUCAGACAUGAGCUAGAGGACUUAGCAGACGUUAAGGACAGAUGUGUUCUCGUGCUGAACGUUGAAGAUCUCGAUGAGGUUAAGAAACAUAUCGAUGAAGGACUCGGGGGGCUCUCGAAAACUUUGGACGGGGUAAAGCAGUUAUUGGAAGGGCAAAGUACCUUGAUGCAAAGGUUUUCGGACCGGCAGUUGGAGACUUCCAAAGAGAUGGCCCGAAUGUCUGCAGUGCCCGGUCAACAGCCAUCACGAACACCCACUCUUGCCUCUGGUAGCUUCAAAUCGAGCGCCACAUCAGAAUCCUCUUUGCAAGAAAUUCAAAGCCUUCGCCGAGAAAUUGCCGUCUUGCGCCAGACAUACUCGUCAAUGUCGUCUGAUUUCGCCGCAUCGAUGAAUGAGAUUAAAGCCAAAGCAUCUUCGGUCAAAGCAGCCGCUACAGAUGCUGCCAAUGCUUCGUUCAAAGGUGAUGCUGGUCGUGAUCACAUCAACACCGGAAAGAAAACUCUGUCUACUGAUUCAGAGGCACUGGUCAAUCGGGUCGAUGACCUAUCUGAUGUCGUGGAAGAAUUACGCAAAGAUGUUGUGUCACGUGGGGUCAGACCUCUGCCACGUGUGCUUGAGGAUAUAAGCAAGGACAUCAGUGCCACCGCUAAACAGCUCGCUAAAGUCAAGGAAUUUGUUAGGCGCGAGAAGCCAAUUUGGACUAAGAUAUGGGAACAAGAAUUGCAAGUGGUCAUGAUGGAAAGAGAUGACUUGACCCAGCAGGAUGAAUUGAUGAAUGACUUGGACGGUGAUCUUGAAGACAUCACAAGUGUUUUCAAGUUGGUUGAGGAGGCUACCAAACAGCAAAAUCUCCAGGCUGCUGGGACUGUUGGACGUAACCCGUCCAGAAGUCUUGCUUUUGAUACUCUUGUCGAUCCCCAUGAGGCUAAGACCGGAAUGUUGGACGAAGUGAGAGCGCUACAACCGAACCAUGAAAAUCGUCUUGAGGCAAUUGAGCGAGCAGAAAAGGCCCGCCAACGGGAGCUCGAAACCCGUAAAGUAGGCGAGUUUCAGCGUGAGGUCGAGCUCUUCGUGGAAGAGGGGAAACUCAAGAAAACUGGAGGCAUGGAUGAGGUCGAACGAAGACGCAAAUUAAAAGAUGAGCAAGCCAGGAAAGAGAAUUUUGAACGCCAGGCAGCUCGUGCAGCAGAGUUGGAGAAGAAACGAGCCGAUGCUGCUGCCGCUGCUGCCGCCGCCGCGCCCAGUUCAGAGACGAAUGCCACCCCCCUAGAUCCGGAGCCCGACACUUCGCAGGAAGGCGACGUGAUGUUUCAAGAUGCAAGCGAGGAGAAAGUUUUGACCCCAGAGAACGAUGACGCUUCACCCGUUCCACCGCCGCUACCAGCAAAAGAUACACCCAAAGGCGAAGAUCCGCCCCAGCUGCCCAACAUUGGCAUUAACGGGCAGCACGGUCAAGAAGAGAAAGGUCUUGGUAUGUCAUUUUUAAAUUUAUAA